AUGCCUCACAGGCUCACACUCCUCUGCAACAAUCCCAACACACAGAACUUGAUUAGUUCAUUCACAUCCAUAGCCAUAAUGAUGAUGAUGAUGAUGAUGAACAAUCUCUUACAAACCCUAAUCAUCGCCCUUAUUGCAGCACUGAUCAUAUCCAUCUCAGAUGCUUCUUCAGCUUCUUCAUCAUCAUCAUCAUCAUCUGCAGAAAACGACAUUGCAGGGUUCGAAACGACGAAAGAGGAAGAAGAAGCUUUAAACAACGUUGGAGUGAGGCGAUUCCUUGUUCAGCGGAAGAAUAUGGGAGGAAGCUCUUACUAUAAUUACAACAUGAAUUGCGACAAAUUUCCCAGAGUUUGUCGUUUAAAGGGAAAAUAUGAUAAUGGAGGGCCAGAUUGCUGCAAGAACAAGUGUGUGAAUUUGAAGAGUGAUAAGAUGAACUGUGGGAUGUGUGGGAGAAAGUGCAAGUACAAUGAGAUUUGUUGUAAGGGAAAGUGUGUGAAUGCUUCAUUCGACAGAAGAAACUGUGGAGGAUGCAAUAAGAAGUGCAACAAGGGAGAGUUCUGCGUUUAUGGAAUGUGCAACUACGCAUAA
Molecule: messenger RNA, 588 nt
Organism: Neltuma alba
Lineage: Eukaryota; Viridiplantae; Streptophyta; Magnoliopsida; Fabales; Fabaceae
Product: stigma-specific STIG1-like protein 3
Exons: 1
Coding region: 1-588 (195 amino acids)
Source: RefSeq, a predicted model, not a curated record